Amphiprion ocellaris (clown anemonefish) is the source of this 5589-nucleotide messenger RNA. It is a transcript of the gene rprd2b, whose product is annotated as regulation of nuclear pre-mRNA domain containing 2b. The coding region runs from base 17 to 3625 and encodes 1202 amino acids. Lineage: Eukaryota; Metazoa; Chordata; Actinopteri; Pomacentridae. Gene Ontology annotation, cellular component: RNA polymerase II, holoenzyme. Gene Ontology annotation, biological process: mRNA 3'-end processing. The record is from RefSeq and is a predicted model, not a curated record. Gene Ontology annotation, molecular function: RNA polymerase II complex binding. The transcript is spliced from 10 exons.
AGUGUUGUACAGUAAAAUGAUUAAUUUCUAUUAUCAUUCGGACUCAGAUUCCAGGUUAUUUGCUGCAGUAUUUUUUUGUCCAAGACUGGAUCUUGGUCCAGCGGACCGGGGGCGGGUCUCUCCGGUUCUUCCUCCUUCAUCCUCAUCAUCGGCGGCCAGAGCUGCGAACAUGGCGGCCGGUUCAGGCGCUGCGAGCGGCCACGGAGCCCGCAGCUCCACCGCUGCGCUGGAAGCCACGCUGGACCGGCGCUUCCAAGGAGUAUCCAACACCAUGGAGUCCAUCCAGGGACUUUCCAGCUUCUGCAUCGAGAACAAGAAGCAGCACAGCCUAAUCGUGCGCCACUGGAUGAAGUGGCUCAAGAAGUCUGACAACAACCAUCGCUUGAAUCUCUUCUACCUGGCCAACGACGUGAUCCAGAACUGCAAAAGGAAGAAUGCCAUCGUGUUCCGUUCCGCCUUCGCUGAGGUUCUUCCCAGCGCUGCUCAGCUCAUCAAAGACGGGAAGGUUCGUCAAUCGGUGGAAAGGAUCUUCUCGAUCUGGGAGGAGAGGAGCGUUUAUCCCGAGGAGGUCAUUGCUCAGUUCAAAACCAACCUGAACAAAAAGGAGAAGGAGCGAGAGAAGCAGAAGGAGAAAGAGAAGGAGAAAGAAAAGGAGACUCCACCUGCAGAUGCUCCUGCUAAUUCCAAAGCUGCCCUGAAGUCCAAGAUCGUAGCAGAGUUCACGCCUCAGUCCCUCAUAGAACAGCUGUCCAGGUACCGGCGAGCCGUUGCUGAGGAGGAGUUCAGGGAGAAGCAGCUCUCAACCCACAGGGUGGACGUCUGCAGCACCGAAGCCCUCAAAAGACUCAAAGACAAAGCCGGAGGGAACAAGUUCACCAAGGACUUCGAGGAUGGCAGUCUGAAGCUGCAGGAGUUUGUGGGUUUCCUAGAGAAGGAGCUGAAGAUGGGACCUCCUCUGCUGGAAGCUCUGGGAAACGCAGACAUCUUCUACGAGAUGCAGUACAAGGAGGUCAAGAUUGUGGCCAAUGCGUAUAAUGCCUUUGCCAACCGUGUGGCCAGUCUCAAAAGGAAACUGGAUUCUCUGAAGUCGACUCUACCCGGACCUGAGGACUCCCCCAUCCCUUCACCCUCCGAAGACGCCCCCUCACCCACCGGCUCGGAGUCACCCUUCCUGGGGAUGGGGGUCGGCAGGGCCCAGGUGGAUCCGGAGCUGGACGGGAAGGCCAUGGACGAAGGAGAGCUGCAGAACGACAACCGAGACAUGGAGGACAUGGACAUGUCCGAGGAGGAGGUGGACGCAGCAGGAGAUGACAAGAAAGACAAGAUGUCCGCCGCCGUUUCCAAGACGACCAAGUCAGAUGUGGCGUCAAAGCCUCCGAUCACGCCGACAAGAGCCUCCAAGACGAACACUUCCAUUGCUGCCUCCACCACCCCGCUGACCCCAACAUCUGCUGCAGCUGCUGGAGCUCCAGGACCCCCGCUGGGAGUCAACCUGGCCAAGGUGGACCUGGGAAAGAUCAGCUCCAUCCUCAGCUCGCUUACCUCCGCCAUGAAGAACACAGCAGCGAGUCCGUCGCCACGGCCGUCUCCAGGGACACCCACCACCCCGUCUGGCCAAUCAGCAGCCUCCAAAACUACGCCGCCGAGCCCCGCCCUCGCCAGCAUCCUAUCACGGGUCGACAUCACACCUGAAGGCAUCCUCAACGCCCUGUCCAAGACCAACACACCAGGUCUGUCGUCCCUCCUGCAGAGCGUCACCAACACCUCCUCUGCUCCUCCCACCAGAACCUCUCCAGAAUCGGCGACCAUCAAAGCUCCGCUAACCCCGGCCACCCCGAAGACGAAGCCCGUCCUGGGGAACAACCUCAAACGAGACGCCCCUGGAAGAACCAGAGACUGGGAGAAGGAGAGGCAGCUGUCUCCUCCUCCUCCACCUCCUCCACCUCCUCGGCCCUCAGCUCCCUCCGUCUCCCCUCCGAGUUUGGAGUCCAAGAUCAACAGCUUCCUGCAGGGAAACCCGGGUUUCAGCCUGGCUCUGGGCGACGUCAGUCCGGACGGUGUGGACGGGACGCCGGUUAGAGACGAGGCAGCCGGGACCCCGACCCAGGACGAGAUCAUGGACACGCCCGGCAGCGUCCCAGAGUCUCUGGGUUCGUCUGGAGGUCACAACCUGUCGCCCACCGCGUACCGGAGCGAACCCUGGGACGCUGUCAUCACCCCGUCGGGAAGCAACAACGACGGAGACUUUCUGGCCUCGUCGCGGUUCGGAUCUGGGAAGAAGAGGGACGCUAAAUUAAAGGACGAUGACGCCGUGAACGCCAGGAAGCGGGUCUCCUCGUCGCCCGGUAGCGACAUGAAGUCUAAGAAAGACGAGCAGCAGCUGAGGAUGAGAGCGAUGGGCGAGCGGAGACACUUGGCCGGCUCCCGUAAGGCGAGCACCGGGUCAGAGGACGGCGGGAAGAGAGAGCUGAAAAGUGAAGAGUCCCCUGGCAGGAAGGAGGGCCAGUACCACCGCAUAGAGACCCUGGUGUCGCCCUGCACCGAGGGGGCGCCCAUCCAGACUCUGGGCUACUCCAACCGCCCUCUAGCCGGGGAGCGCAUCAAGACGGUGGAGAGUAUCCGCGUGAUUGGCCGCGGCUCUCGGCGAGGGGGCGGGGCCGGCAGCCGGCCAGGCGGGGCCAUGUGGUACGAAGAGGAGGAGUACCUGGAAGCUCCGCCUCCCUCACCCCACCUCCCCCCGCCUCCCCUGGAGGACAUGGCCGUCUCCAUGCCGCCUCCCCCUCACCUCCUCCUCCCCCCGCCUCACCUCCACUCCCUGUCCCUCCCCCCUCCCCCCCAGACUCCGUUCCACAUGCCCUACCACCCCGACACCCUUCCUCCCUCCCACCUCCACCCUCCGCCAACGUCCCAGUUCUUUGGCGCCCCCCCGCCGAUCCCUCGCCCUCCCCCGCCUCCCCAGCGCCUCUCCCCCCCGCCCCCCCAUGGAUCCGUUCCCUCAGCGGUCAUGGUGGGGGGAGUGUUGGUCCCAGUCGACCGCCCCCUCACCCUUCCUCCCCCGAUCCGACCUGAAGGUGCAGAUCGAGGCAGUGCGAGGGGAGGCAAAGCGGUGCCUCCCCCCCUCAUGGCGUCGCUGCUGGGUGAGCCCCCUAAACUCCCCCGCCCCGGCACCGUUAAAGAACCCUUUGUUCCUCGCCACGCACUCCCCCUCCACCGCCCCGGCACCCCUGGCGUCCCUCCACCUUUACUGGGUCGCGUAAAGGAGCCUCUAAAUCUACCUCUCCCACCUACAUCUCCCUCCCCCACAUCCUCCACCCCCUCCCCAUCCACACCCAACUCCCCCGCCGUCGACGCCCCCCCGAAUCGCUCCCUCACUCAGCCCCCCGCUAGCCCUCCAGGCGGUCAGCAGCCCCGAAACCAAACCUCCAACCCCGUCCCGCUGCUCAACCUGCCCACCACCAGGCCCCCCAUCCUGUCCAGUCAGAGACCCCUGCUGCGAGGCCGGACCCCUUCCCAGCAGCAGGACCACCACAUGGGGGGGUUUCGUGGGGGGAAGCGCUCUGGUCCUCCGUUUGCAGGCAGUCCCUUCCAUGCUCAGAAGAGGCCUUUCCUCCCCCCUCGCUACUGAAGUGGUCGUCUCCCAGCUGAAGGAACCAGCAGAGCAGAGUUAGCCCUGCUGGUAUGAGCCCAGAUAUCUUUACUCAAGUAAAAACUACCUGUAGGUCGUGUGUAAAUAGCUGAUUAAAGCUGUCCAGUACAGCCCAGAGGUUAUCAACCCUCCAUCUCCCUUUUUCCAUCUCAACGUUCACAGUGGAUAAAAGUUUGCUUUAGGUUCAAGAGUGACAAAAAAAGAGGAUAGUUCAAGUAGAAAUUAAAACGAUGCUGCAUUUAGAGUUGUGUGAUUCUUGGAAUGUGAGAGAAUCUAAAAGCAAUCAUUUAGCAUUUUGGGAAAUUUGUAUAUAAGCUUUCUGGGUGACAUAAAAACACUGAUAUCAGCCUGCUGUACCAGGGGUGAUCAGAAAGUUCAGAGACUGCAUCAACUAACUUUAAAAACUUGAUUUGAAUUUGGCUGCCAUCUUGGUGAAAGGUGUUUUCUUGUGCAGCGAUGCUCUGCUCCGAGUGCUCCUGCAACACUCCCUGGAAGUCCUGUUCUGUAAACAUGCAAAACUCCGUCAAGCUGAAUCUCGUAAAAUGUGUUGGAAAAACAUGAGUUUCAGUGAGGCAAAGCAGUUUUUUUGUUGUGGCUAGAAAAUUCCGACAGCGUCCGGCUUUCGAUUGAAACUCUGCGUUGACAGUCCGACUCCUGAGGACUAACUCACAACCUCAUAAAUGUUGAAAAAAACCAGCGAGCAUUCUCCUGGUGUUCCUGAGCUUUCUGGUCUUUAAACUGUGGGUUGUUGCUGCUGCUGAUGGUAGCUGCUGACCCACCUCUGGUCACUAAAACGUGUUUAACAGGUUCUGAUAGUGAAACCAAACGAGGUCUCCUGUAACUCUUAGUGCUCCUCAUGUUGCACAUCUGGAACCGUGACACACUCUGAAAACCAGCAGUCCCAGAACUUUUUGAUCAUUCUGCGUAUACGAAGCUUCAGUUCGCAUAAACACCUGAAACCUCGUACAUGAAGUCUGAUUCAUUCAGUCCGACACAGAAGACUUCUUAGAAUCUCCAGGAAGUCAGAAAAUGGAGCCAGACUGAACCAGUUUCUGGUCUUCAUGCUCGGCUAACGUUGGGCUCCAGCUGCAGGAGUUUCAGACCAGUUUACCCCAAACAGAAGAUAAAUCUGGACCUCCUGAACACAAAUCUAGCCUUCAAGCUAACGUUAGCUACAGAUAUAGAAACUGAUAAAAUCUCCAGUUCCAGCUGAAGAGAAACUGUUGAACUGUUUUCUUAUCAGAGCUGCUUCUGCUUAGUUUUUUUAGUGUUACUAAAAGUUGUAGCUUCAGUCUCUGGUCUGCUUCCAUGUACAGAAUCUCAUCCUGUAGUUUUGUAGCAUUUUUUCUUCUUUUCUGGUUUUAAACUCCUGCAGCGUGAGCCCGACUCUGUCUUCUGCUUCAUACUGAGAUAAAAACUCUUGACAGGAACCAUCUUAGUUUCCCAGAAUGUCGAACCAGUCCUUUUUAUACCGUGAGGAGUGAAGACAGGCUGGAGGUUCUCCAGGGUCUGGAGGUUCUCCAGGGUCUGGGUGUGCUGUGUUUUCUUAUUUAAACAAUGAUUUGUGUUGCAGCUGAGGUGUUAACUCUUGUUCUUACCUCCACAGUACCUGCUGUAAAUAAUUCUUUCUCCUGAUUUCCUCUUUCCCCUCCUUCCCUUCACUGAAUAUUCCAGCUUGUAAAUAUAAAGACUGAGUGGAUGCAGCUCCUGUUUGUGUUAACAAGGACACUGGUUGGUUAUUUAUCGCCCGUCUAGAAGCUUUAGCCCUGAAGAGUUUCUGCUAACGCUGAAGAGGAGGGCGAACAUGAUUCUGUUUUAGGUUUUUUGUUGUUUUGAGGCGCUUAGACUGAGUCCUGAAGACACUCAGAGGAUGGGAGGGAAGAGAAACGUCUUCUAGGUUUCAACAUGUACUGACCUGAAUAAAAUCCACAGUUUCAAUUCAA